AUGGCCCUCUUAGCUUCUUCUCUCAACUUCUUGACAAUCUUCACUUUCGUAAAGACAUCAUCUUUACGAGAAAAACCUUCGAACGUUCUUGUUCUUGGCUUGGCCAUCGCUGACUUCAGUGCUGGUGUCAUUGCACAGCCUGCUUUUGUUUCCUGGAACAUUUAUAUCUUUUUAUCAAGUGACGAUAAGUUGGAGACAACUCAAGAAAUAGUAUUGCGCGUCUUCCACUCAAUAUCUAAUGUGAUACUCUUAGUGUCAUUUUUGAAUAUAAUUGCCAUCACUGCAGAUCGAUUCCUGGCUGUUUAUCUUCACUUGCGAUACCAAGAACUUGUCACAACCAAACGAUGCGGUAUAGCAUUAGCUUGUAUUUGGGUAUUUUGUCUAGCUUUCAAUGUGGCGACUAGCAGUUUAAUGCUUGUUUCUUAUGAGGGAUAUAUAGUGUUCCUAACCCUGUAUAUUGCUUUGGGAGUUAUAAACAUAUUUCUUCUUGUCAAAAUCUCUCGAGUCAUCCGGCGACACUCGGUGCAGAUCCAAGCCCAACAGCAAUCAUUACAACAGUCUAUAGACAUGCCCAGAUACAAGAAAUCCGUGAAAACUAUGACACCAUCUGUGCAAGCUUUGUCUUCUAGUGUCUUGGUUCUUGGUCUGGCCGUCUCGGACCUCCUAGUCGAUGCUGUCGUGCAGCCUCUUUUUUGUGUCGUCAAAUACGCUGAGUUAAAAUUUGGCAAAAACGCAGAUGUAUCGCAAACAAUCGGUAAAGUAUUUCAUUUAAUGUCUUACCAGUUGGUUUCUGUUUCCUUCCUUACGUUAAGUGCUAUUACUGCAGAUCGAUUCCUGGCUGUUCAUCUUCACUUGCGAUACCAAGAACUCGUCACAUGA
Actinia tenebrosa (Australian red waratah sea anemone) is the source of this 879-nucleotide messenger RNA. RefSeq names its product melanocortin receptor 5-like. NCBI's taxonomy places the organism in Eukaryota, Metazoa, Cnidaria, Anthozoa, Actiniaria, Actiniidae. Gene Ontology annotation, biological process: G protein-coupled receptor signaling pathway. Gene Ontology annotation, molecular function: G protein-coupled receptor activity. The record is from RefSeq and is a predicted model, not a curated record. Gene Ontology annotation, cellular component: membrane.